Messenger RNA from Verticillium alfalfae VaMs.102, 552 nucleotides. RefSeq lists its product with no specific name. The record is from RefSeq and is a predicted model, not a curated record. The transcript has 4 exons. The coding region runs from base 1 to 552 and encodes 183 amino acids. Lineage: Eukaryota; Fungi; Ascomycota; Sordariomycetes; Glomerellales; Plectosphaerellaceae.
AUGCCCGGCAUUCGCAAGCUCGCCUCAAGGAAGCCUUCUCCAAGAAAGCACCAGAAGUCCGAGUCGACUGCCACCCCCCGCCAAGAGGAGGCCGCCCCCGCCUGUGGAGGCACCAAGACAAACGCCGCUGACCCCACAAAGACCGACGUCGCCCCGGCCGCUGCUCCCGCCACUGAGCCCGCUGCCCCUGCCCCGGCUGCCGCCACCGCCGCCGAGCCUGCUGCUCCCGCUGCGGCGGCGGCCGUCCCUGAGCCGGCCAAGGCUGCUGAGGUUCCCGAGCCCAAGACUCUUGGGACCAAGACUGACAUGCAUCCACAAGCCCCGGCUUCUGCCGCUUCGCCUGCCGUUCAGGUUGUGGUCAACCCCGCCACCCCCGACGAGCCCGCCAAGACCGACGCCGCCCCCGCCGUCGAUGCUGCGGCCCCCGCUGCUGCGCCUAUCGCGCAGCCAACUGAGGCUCCUGCUGCCGCACCUGCUGCUACGCCUGUUGCUGCACCCGCCGCUGCCCCCGCUGCCGCGACUGAGGUGAAGAAGGACGCCCCGACCGCCUAG